UAAAGAUUUGCUGGCAGAGGGAAAGGGAUUUUUUUCCUUCCUCCCUGCUGGGGGAAAAACAGUUCUAACGAGGAGCUAGCUACUUCGUAGUUUUAACUUAUACUCAAAUAUUCCCCGCCCAGAAGCUGCCAGUGAUCCCCGGGACUUCUUUAUCCGGCUGGGGCUCCGAGGGGCUUUUCGUGGCUCAGCCCCAUCCUCAAAGCCUCACGGCAUGAGUUUGCAGAAGAGAAUCUUUCCUCGGAGGGAGAAUGGGACCCACGAGGUGGUGGCCAAGCCCAGUCCGGUCACCACCCGCCACCCAAGGGCCACAGAUCAGGAGAAGAAGAAGGGCAGCCUUACUUCCUCUCUGAGGAUGGAUCCGCACAGCCGUUCUGGAAAGAGCAGAAAAUCUACAAAACUCCGGUCCAUCUCCCGGUCCCUGAUGCUCUGUAAUGCAAAGACCAGUGAUGACAGCUCAAGCCCCGAUGAGAAAUACCCUGAUCCCUUUGAGGUUUCCCUGGGCCAGGGCAAGGAGGGGAUUUUCCACUCGUCUGUGCAGUUGGCAGAUACGUCAGAGGCUGGGCCCAGCAGCAUUCCUGAUCUAGCGUUGGCCUCUGAGGCGGCUCACCUCCAAGCAGCUGCAAGUGAUCGAGGCAAGAGCUGUAGGAGGCUAUUCUUCAUGAAGGAAGCUUCCACAACUUCUUCCCGAGAAAGGUCUGGAAAAGUAGAAGUGCAAAGUAGUACUUUCCUGCUUCCCAAAGCCUGUCAUCAAAGGACACGCAGCAAUUCAACCAGUGUUAAUCCCUGCUGCACCGGAGACACCGAUUUCCCGAUGAUCAAGAAAUCCGCAGCUUGCACAGACCGGCAGCCCUACUCCCUCUGCAGCAGCCGGAAGUCUCUCUCUCAACAGCUCGACUGUCCAGCAGGAAGGGCUGCCGGCACCUCGAGACCUGCACAGUCCCUCAGCACAGCUCAGCUCGCGCAGCCCUCGGGAGGCCUCCAGGCUUCCGUCAUUUCCAACGUCGUGCUGAUGAAGGGCCAGGCCAAGGGCCUGGGCUUCAGCAUCGUUGGGGGAAAGGACAGCAUUUAUGGCCCCAUCGGAAUUUACGUCAAAACUAUCUUUGCGGGGGGAGCAGCGGCAGCCGACGGAAGGCUGCAGGAAGGGGAUGAGAUUCUGGAACUCAACGGUGAAUCAAUGGCUGGACUCACACAUCAGGAUGCUUUGCAGAAGUUCAAGCAAGCCAAAAAAGGGCUCCUGACCCUCACGGUGAGAACCCGCCUGACGGCGCCCCACUCCCUGAGCAGCCACCUGUCUGCCCCCCUGAGCCGCUCCCUGAGCUCCAGCACCUGUAUGACCAAAGACUGCAGCUCCUUCGGCCCGGGCAGCCCCGCGCCCCCCUCCGGCGCGGCCAAGCCCAACUACAGGGUCAUGGUGGAGGUGUCCCUGCAGAAAGAGGCUGGCGUGGGUCUGGGGAUCGGCCUGUGCAGCGUGCCCUACUUCCAGUGCCUCUCUGGAAUCUUCGUCCACACGCUGUCUCCCGGAUCUGUGGCACAUUUGGAUGGGCGGCUCCGGUUCGGUGACGAGAUCGUGGAAAUCAAUGAUUCCCCCGUGCGCUGCAUGACGCUCAACGAAGUCUAUGCGAUCCUGAGUCACUGCAGUCCCGGGCCGGUCCCCAUCAUGGUCAGUCGUCAUCCAGAUCCACAGGUGUCUGAACUGCAACUCAAAGAAGCUGUGGCUCAGGCUGUGGAGAACAUCAAGUUUGGAAAGGAGAAGCAUCAGUGGAGUCUGGAAGGGAAGGGAGACGGUGAGCUCUGA
This is a messenger RNA of Leptonychotes weddellii (Weddell seal), 1795 nucleotides long. The record is from RefSeq and is a predicted model, not a curated record. NCBI's taxonomy places the organism in Eukaryota, Metazoa, Chordata, Mammalia, Carnivora, Phocidae.